This is a messenger RNA of Branchiostoma floridae (Florida lancelet), 1277 nucleotides long. Its product is annotated as zinc finger protein 84-like. NCBI's taxonomy places the organism in Eukaryota, Metazoa, Chordata, Leptocardii, Amphioxiformes, Branchiostomatidae. The annotation marks the transcript as partial. The record is from RefSeq and is a predicted model, not a curated record. The transcript has 6 exons. Gene Ontology annotation, molecular function: DNA-binding transcription factor activity, RNA polymerase II-specific; RNA polymerase II transcription regulatory region sequence-specific DNA binding. Gene Ontology annotation, biological process: regulation of transcription by RNA polymerase II. Gene Ontology annotation, cellular component: nucleus.
CACAGAAAAUCAGUUUAGACUUUCAUAUAGCAUCAAGGCACAGUGGUGCAAAUCCUCACAUGUGUGGGAAAUGUGGGUACAGCACGCAUCUAAAAUCCAACCUAAAUAACCAUAUGAGAACUCACAUGGGAGUUAAACCCUACAAGUGUGACCAGUGCGACUUUUCCUCAGCACACAAAUCACAGAAGUGCCAUUUGGACCAACACCUGGCCAAACACAUGGGUGAGAAGCCCUACAUGUGUGGAGAGUGUGGGUACAGGACAGCGUGGAAGUCCAACUUAUCCCGACAUAUGGUGUGGUCUAAUCACAGCACCGCCGCGCUCCAGAGAGUCAGAGUUGCAUUCCACGACGCCCUUAAAAUCAUGACGUCGCAACCUAGAUCCACCAGCAACAGCUGGCUGUUUGCACUGUUGCGCUUAGACACCUUCGACGCUAGGAGGCGUAAGCUGACGCAUUCAUUUGCGACUCGCCUCCUGGCGUCCGAGAACGAUAUUGUAAGAGCGCUGGCAUGCUCUGAUGCUGUCUCCACAAGGGUAAAGCCGUACAAGUGUAACCUGUGUGACUAUUCUGCGGCACAGAAAGCCGCUUUGAACAGCCACAUGGCAAGACACACAGGUGAGAAAUGCCAUGUUUGUGAGGAGUGUGGUUACAGCACUGGCGACAGGUCUUCUCUGUACCGACACAUGAAAACUCAUACCGGUAAGAAACCUCACAAAUGUGAACACUGUGACUAUGCUGCAGCAGCGAAAGCCAGCUUGGACAUUCACAUGGCAAAACACACAGGCGAGAAACCCUACUUGAGGAUUCAUGCAGAAGAGAAACCCUUCAAGUGUGACCAGUGUGACUAUUCUGCGGCACAGAAAUAUAAUCUGGACAUUCAUCUAGCCAACCACACCGGAGAGAAACCCUACGUGUGCUGGGAAUCACAGAAAACCGCCUUGGACGACCACUUGAUCAAACACACCGGUGAGAAACCCUUCAAGUGUGGGGAAUGCGAGUACAGGACCGACGACAGGUCUUGUCUAUCCAGACACACGAAGACCCACACAGGAGUAAAGCCCUACGUUUGUGCUCUAUGCGACUAUUCUGCUUCGAGAAAGUCUUCCUUGGACGAACACAUGACAAAGCACACGGGUGAGCAACCUUAUAUCUGUGGGGAGUGUGGCUUUGGGACAGCUCGGAGAUAUGUUCUGCUCAGACACAAGAAGAUCCACACAGUCGUAAAACCAACUGUGUGCGCACAGAGCAGCUCCGAAGUCACGUCUCUGUCCAUAUGA